Messenger RNA from Suillus clintonianus, 1603 nucleotides. RefSeq lists its product as uncharacterized. NCBI's taxonomy places the organism in Eukaryota, Fungi, Basidiomycota, Agaricomycetes, Boletales, Suillaceae. The record is from RefSeq and is a predicted model, not a curated record. The coding region runs from base 237 to 1556 and encodes 439 amino acids. The transcript has 7 exons.
AACUCAACAUAAUUUAACGAACUUGGCACACUUAGAGGAUGGAUUCAGCAUUCAAGAUAGGCCGUCUGACCAAAACCAGCCUUGCCAGUAGGACGAACUUCAGGAAGACCGUUUGAGUACUGAUUUGGGUAAGUAUUCUUGGUCAGGCACAUUACACUCAGCUGGUCGUGGAACAUUGGUUUUUCCUAUCUUCAAGUUACUGCAGAUAACUUCAAGUUCGUUGUGAGCAUUGACGAAUGGAUGAUAUAGAAGGUGACCAUGAACUUCCCGGGUACACACCUCGAGCAGGUAGCAGCCUGGCCCCACAGAAUGCCUUAACCCGUGGUUCCGAACACACCAUAUCACUUGAGGACAGCAAGGGGCACAAAUGGCUUCUCCUUUCGGUGAAAAGUCGUUCCCCUACACCGGAGUUUUGGCCAGCAUUCUGUUCUGGCGAUCUCAUCUCGGGGAGCGUAACUAUGGACAUUUUGAAGCCAGAGUCAUCCAAGGCUAUUGUAGUAACGGUGACAGCCGCGACUACCCUAAUUGGACAAGAAGGGCAUGAAUUUCUUGUCAUCGAGAAGGAGCUGUGGACUCCAGCAACGACCCUUCCCGAUGGAUCCACGGUACCCAAACUCGGGAAAGGCCAUUACACAUGGCCCUUCGAAAUAACACUUCCAAACGAGACGGAAGUUCUGGACUGUAAAGAGAAGAAGAAAUUUCCCCUUCCUCCUUCGUUUACAGAGCGAGCCAGUCCCGCUUACAUCAACUACAAGAUUGCUGUCAUCGUUAAGCGGGGCGUCCUGAAAGUAAAUCAUACUUUAACUACAGAUUUUACAUAUGUCCCAAUUACGAAACCAGAACUCCCAUCUUCUAUGUUACAGAAAGCAUGUAAAGAAAACAUCCCAUUCGUUGGUCCGGAAGGUGAUCCGGAGGGCUGGCACAUCCUUCCACCAGUCGCUAUCACAGGCACUCUUUUUGGUGCCAAGAGAGCGAAUGUCGAUUUCAGCCUAGCGCUAGCCAAACCACUCACUUAUGCUCGUGGUUCUGCGAUGCCACUAUGGCUAACUUUCACAGGCACAGACGAGCAAGCUCUCGAUCUACUCGCCAAUCAUCAAGCCAUCCGUGUUUUCUUGAAGCGAUCGUUGGCUACAGGCUCGGAUGCAACAAGUGAACACGCCGGGAAGCAUUCAGAUAACUUCUUCGUUGAAAUCACGGCACGUGCUGUUUUCUGGCCAGCAAGGGGUACCAGUACCACAGGGAAGCGGCUUCUCCAAGGCGAAGUGAACUUAAAGAAGACAUUCAAACAAAGCGUUGUAUUUCCCCGAUUUGCUGUGAGGUACCAUCUAGAAGUCCAUCCUUUCGAAGCAAUUGGCUUCGUACAUGCGCCGGCUGUCUCAGGCCCAUUGCUGACACAACCGGUCAAUCUGACGUCUUUCCAUGCAACUGGCAUCGUAAUGCGCUCUUUUGCACCAUCCGAGUAUGCAGAGGAGAUUGAGAAUUUCAACAACUCUGUUGGUUUGCUGGAGAAUGGAAACCAGCGCUUCUACCAUCACGGAGGGUCCGGAAUUUCCUGAGACGGAAAGGGGAUGGGGGAGCUGUUAUUGAAUUCCAUGUGGGUAUG